Molecule: messenger RNA, 4919 nt
Organism: Strongylocentrotus purpuratus (purple sea urchin)
Lineage: Eukaryota; Metazoa; Echinodermata; Echinoidea; Camarodonta; Strongylocentrotidae
Product: gastrin-releasing peptide receptor
Exons: 1
Coding region: 581-1735 (384 amino acids)
Biological process (GO): G protein-coupled receptor signaling pathway
Cellular component (GO): membrane
Molecular function (GO): G protein-coupled receptor activity
Source: RefSeq, a predicted model, not a curated record
UGUCUGCGGCACUCCAGACGGUAUUACGCCCGGGAAUCAGAAGGAUGGUGUGCUUGGAGCCGCUCGACGCCGCCAGCCUGCUCUAAGAAGUGUAUUUAUAUUCUGUCCUUCUGUGGCAACUGGCAUUUUCUUCCAAGUGUUUCUCCCGCACCAUCGUCAGCAUCAUCAUCGAAAACUUAGAGACGUUAACACACCGCUCUUAUAAACGCAGUGAAUUAAUUGGCAUGAAAGAGUAAUCUACAACGUCCUGGUAGGAUGUUUUGGAAAAGCGCGUGACAAGUACUGGAACGGGUUAGACCGUGUUAGAUUACUUCAUACUAUUCCGUGAAAUGGAAUAAUACUUGUUGCAAUAUCAUAAUUUACAGUGAUCUCCAUAUCAGAUCUCCAAGCUACGGUAUUCGACUAUUGAAGCGACCACGAACCCCCCCCCCCCCCAAAAAAAGAGGAUUGAGUGUUUUUAAAAACUGAAGUCUCAAUAUUAUAAACAUAUUUUAUUGAAUGAUUGAUAGUUCCAUCCAGCUAAGGAAAAGAUAAAAUAUCGGAAAGUGGAUGAUUAUCAAGUAAAUGUUGAAGGUCGGCCAUGGAUUCAAUGAGUGAAUUCACCAGCUGGUCCAGUGACAACACCAGCAACGAAACCAACAACUGGUCGUUGUGGUGUAGCGAUGUAGACUACAGUUACCUUGCCAGCGUCAUCUUCAUUUGCAUUAUGAUGCUCAUGGGGACCAUCGCUAACAUCGGUCUCUUGGUCAUCACAUGCCUCAACAAAUCCCUGAGGACUCCUUCCAACAUCUUCCUCAUCAAUGUCAUCGUAGGUGACCUGAUAUACAUCCUGAUGCGUGGACCUGUCUACGUCAACAAGCUCCUUCAGCCACUUUGCUGGAGCGCCGGACUGUUUGCCUGCAAGAUGCAUACCUACUUCGAAACGGUCGCGCAGUAUGUCUGCAUCCUCUCCCUGACAGCGUUGAGCAUAGAGCGUUACAUGGCGGUUGUCAGAGGUCUGGAGUCCAGGCAGAUCAACGGCAGAACCGUUAAGGUAGUGGGUGUCCUGGUGACGUGGAUCGUGGCCCUCGUCCUAUCUAUCCCCAUGGCUCUAUUCUCCUACAUCCCCGCGUUCGUGCCGAUAUGCAGCACUGUCCGCCUGGGUGAGCUACGAGGACUUCUCUUCGACCUGUAUAGCUUCUUCACCAUGUACUUCGUACCGUUACUGGUGAUCAGUACCCUCUAUGUCUCUAUAGCGAUGACACUCUACAAGAGCAGUCAUACCAUGCUUAACAAUACGAGACAGGACGGGAAUAACAGCAGACAGACUUCCCAGCGACGUCGCCUCGCCAUGAUAUUUGUCCUUAUCACUGUGUCCUUUGCCAUCUUCUGGAUGCCCUAUUUUGUCUACCGCCUCUACAAACAGGCAAUGCAUAACUACGGUAGGGACAAGCCGCACAGCAAAAUAUUUGACGAGAUAUCCGCUAUUUCGGCGCUCUUGAACGCGUGCCUCGACCCGUACAUCGUCUUCGCCAUGAGCACGGUCUACCGUAAGAACCUCUCAAAAUGUUGCCACAAGCAGAGCAGUUACUGCUGCGAAAAGAGUGAGAAUUUGAAUAUGAACAACCACAACCGGGGCAACAACUAUCAUCGACCAAGUGUCACUUUGUUCACAUCGUUGAGGGCGCCUCAGAGUACUUUUGUUGCGCUACGACGCAAUUCACCGUCAACUAUGAACUCAGACACCGCUCUGUAGCAACAAGGAUAGACUAUAUGGAUUUCCUUGUUGAUCAAAUAAAACAAAUACAUUCAGAAAAGUAACUCGGCGUGUGGCUAUCAGGCAAAAAUACAAUAGCCCAUGAUUGUGGCUUUCAAAACUAUCAGAGUAUAUAAAUGGAUUUGUUCCAAGACGCCUUAUGCCUGAUGACAAACAGUAAUGGAUUUUUUCAGUUUUAAAGCCUUAUGAUGAGUGUAAAGGAAGAAGAUUAAAGCAUGUUUUGAUUUAUCCGCUCCCAUAUCAGUAAUUAAAUCGAAGAAGCAUCAAGAAUAUGACUUGAGUGGGGUAAUUGAUAUGAAUAAUCUGUGGAAAACCCAUACCCUAAACUGUCAAAUGUGAUUCAUGACUGUUCGAACCAGUCGUUUCUUGCGUGACUGAAUAUAAGAGACCUGACUGAAUAAAAGAGACCUGACUGAAUAAAAAAGACCACCGACCGGUGACAUGACUUAACAUAACACUAAACGUAACGUUGACGCACGAAUUGACAUAAUAAUUUAACAUAACGAGACGUACAGCAAUUUCUGUUCGGACAUGACUUUCCUUUUUUCAGAUAUCAUUUUUUUCAAACGAAGCGAAUUAAGAGUCGCGCCCAGUCAGCCCCUGGAUCCAUCUGCCAUGCCUGUGUUACCCGUUGACAAAAUAAUAUAAUCACCAGUGACAUAAUGUUCGUCUUUGUUCAUGAACCUUACUACCCUAAAGCCCGUUGCACACGAGGCGUAUUUGCCUGACGUAUGAUUGCGUCAGCAUGUAGCGCAAUCUUUGACGCACCGUGUUAGAACGAUAUUGUUUUUAAACGUGGGAUAAAUAACACAAUGGAAACUAUCAUUUUUAUAACUGACGUAUGAGCUAAUAAUAGCUUCACUUGUUCCAUUAGCGCAAGUAUAGUCAUAACGCAAUCAAAUUGACGCAUGGAAUGUAACGUGCAUUAGAUUCAAACUGGGGUUUCUCAAUCAAGCUACUCUGGAUAUCUAAUCAAAAACUUACUCUCAUGCGGUGUGCGGAAAAUAACGUGGUUGUUUUUGUUAUAUUAAAAUGUAUACAAUAAUCUAUGAUGACGAUAUUUUAUAAAAUAUUAUAUUAAUUGUAUAUUACUUAUGGCCGUGUGUAUUCACUCGUAUUGAAAGUGUGAUUAAAAUUGAGUUGUCUUUGAAUAUUUCAUAAUGUAUCUUAAGAUCAUUCAGGGUGGUUUAAUAUCUUUGACGAUGUGUACACAUUACUAUUGUUACUAGAUAAUCAGUGCAGUACUAGGCAUUGUAUGUGCAUUUGCAAUCAUUAUAAGAAACAUUUUGAGCGUCAUUUUUGACCGGUAAAGCAUGUUUGAAAUUAUAAAACUGUUUGUCUUUUUUCUAAUUUUGUUCGAAAAGAAGAUGUGUGUAAAAUCGUGCUAAUUCCCAACAUAAAUGUUUAGUAAUAGCACUUACUGAUCAUAGAUACACUAUUAGGUUGGUGUACCUUUGUCUAAUUAACCAAUCUGUGUUAGAUUCUUCCAAAAAAUACGUUUUUUAAUAUCUUUUAUAUAUAUAUAUGUCUACCAGAUUAUCAAAAUGUCAUCAUUACCACGAAUUUAUGUGAAUGUAGAAUUACCAGCUGUGUAAAAUAAAAGGAACUUUUUGUAGGAAAUAUCUUUGGACCAGUAAUGACUGCCAAGUAGGUCCGCGGUAAAAAGGUUUACUUGAAUGAAUUUGUGCACAAAGCUCCUGCAUGAAAAGCAUUUAAUUGCGCCGUUUAAGGACAGACGGGUAUAUUAUGCAGAGGACGGCGCCAACGAAACAUUGAUGUCAAAAAUACAAUUUCUACACAUACCAAUGGUGUGUAUGUUUGAGCUUUUACAAUUGGAUGAAUCAUUUAAAAAUGAACGAAUCUAUGGCGCAAUUGAGUGACGCAUCGUAACUAUACAGCGAGAUCACGAGGCGUCAAACUGUUCUGUUCAAAUUAGUAUAGUACCGCUGGUCUACUCCCUGUACCAUACAUUAGUCUGAUCAUUAUUAUAAUACAAAUGAGAGUAGUGGCCUAACGCCUCGACUUCUAUCAACAGCCCCCCCCCCCCCCCAAACCAAACCAAAUCAAACCAAACCAAACCUUGCGCUAUUAAAACUGCGCAAGGUUUAAAACGGCUUUAAAAUGAUUGGAAAGUCCUUGCACCUCUCAGUCUGCAUCUAUAGGUGCUGAAUCUAUGGCUUGAAAAUCCUUGAUAGGCGCAAUGGAAUUGAAGCAUCUGGACGUAGCCGUCAUUAUUUGAAACAGCUUGACGUACGCAUUUAUUGCGUAUAGUUUUAAAAUUUAUGUGGCAUUAGAGAGAGAAGAAUGAGUAGUCAAUGAUCAGUAUGUUGUAGUUUUUUUUUAUAGUUAAGAGAAAGAAAAUGUAGCAAUAAAUUAAUUCAGAACUUCUCUAACUAUUUAGAUUUUGCACACUAUAUUACAAGUACUUAUUAAACUGAAAAUUGUCUUUUAGAUUAUCUGUCUGUAUACCAUAAUUGGGAAGACAAAAAAAAGGCCCCAUAAGGCAGAAAAUGAGUUUCAUCUUCAUUAAGAACUAGGAUUGAAUAUUUUUAAUUUGCCAUUAGAAAUUCUUUGUAAUAAAAUUGUGUGAUGCAAACUUCGUAUUUUUGUCUGAAUUCUUAAUUUAACUCGGUGUUUAUUUUUCGGUUUUCCCUGCUUUACGAAACUAGAAAAGUACAUACUGUGUCCCCCUGUAAUUGAUACCGAAUUCAACAGCCCGCUAUUUGGCAUUAUUUUGAAUUAGAAUCCUGAAGAAUGGUGAUCCUAUCAUAAUCUUAAGGUCUCCGCUAUAAUUAUGCUCAGCGUUUUUAUCGUGAAAAUAGAAAGGGGCUCUGCCUCGCAUUGGCUUUUCAGGCGAUAUUUUUUUUUAUAAUGCUCUUUUAAAUUAUCAUGAAAAGAAUGAGAAAGCUAAGAAAUUAUUGUCACCUUUCCCAGAAAUCAGCCUUCUCUUUAACUUUACAAUCAUAGUUUUUGUUAUACGAAAUCCUUAGUCAAUGUCGUGUUCCUAGAAAGUAGCAUAUAUUCUAUUAUCUAGUUUAGUCAUAUGAUACUACUUUACUGUCAUGACUUUUACAUGUAGUGUAACAUAUUGAUAGAUCAUUAUGUAUUUAUCGUUUGAUGAACUCGGUGUUAUUUGUAAAUAAAAACGUGGUUUUAUCAAUGA